Messenger RNA from Papaver somniferum (opium poppy), 3531 nucleotides. Its product is annotated as probable apyrase 7. Gene Ontology annotation, biological process: nucleoside diphosphate catabolic process. The transcript is spliced from 3 exons. The record is from RefSeq and is a predicted model, not a curated record. Lineage: Eukaryota; Viridiplantae; Streptophyta; Magnoliopsida; Ranunculales; Papaveraceae. Bases 480 to 2774 code for a protein of 764 amino acids. Gene Ontology annotation, cellular component: membrane. Gene Ontology annotation, molecular function: nucleoside diphosphate phosphatase activity.
GUCCGUGGAUCCUUUUGGUUAGCCAAAACUGUUCUCUGUAGCACCCAUUUUUUCUUUUACUGUCGGUACUUCUGGACAAAUAAAUUAACUGUAAAAACAGUCGCGGAAAAAGUUCUAAGUCCUUCCCUCCCUCCUCAUUUCGAUCUGAUCGAAUUUGGGGGCACACGGAGAAGAUCUUCUGCUUCUUCAUCAUCGGAAAUUUCUAGGGAAGAGGGAGAGAAAGUUAAUGUAUUUCUUCUUCUUUGGUUCUUCUUCUUCCUCACUGAUCUGCUCAACUUCUUCCACUACAACUGACUCCCUCUCCCUUUAAAAGUCCUUUUCUGGGUCAAAAUCCGAUCAUCAUCAUCUUCACUCAUUGGGUACAAGUCUCUGAUAUGGUAUGUGUAAAGUGGGAAAUUCAAGUGUGCUCUGCGCUCUGUCAUUAAUUUAAGUUUUGAUGGAAUAAGGCGUUAUUUAUUGCGCAAAAGUAUUGGCUUGAAAUGACGUUCAUCAGAAACGCGGAGAAGUUUUCAUCUGCUGAUAGUCGUAUGUCCGGUGCGGUUUCUGCAAGUGGACCAUCUAUAUCAUCUGGAGCAUCAUCACGAGUAGGUACUAGUCAUGGUCAUUUCUAUUCGACUCCAAGACAGAAGAAUAAUAUGCGUGUAUCAGCGUCUCUUCAAGACUUCUCUAGCUAUCGUAAGCCUGAUACAGAAGAUCUUCUUAUAGGCAUUGACUAUGCGAAAAGUGCAACUCAUACAGAUGAAGAGACUCAUCCUUUGCAGAGAGAAAAUGGUACUUCAAGUUUUUCAAAGAACAAAACCUUUCCUGGUAUCCCAUUUAUGAGAAAGAAAAUGGUGCGAGCAACCAUGGCUGUUCUAGGCCUAGUUUUUUUCUUUUUCCUGAUUCUAUUGGGUGGAAGAUUUCUUAGCAAUUUUUGGUUUCAGAAAGCCUCACAGUUUUAUGUGGUACUUGAUUGUGGAAGCACUGGGACACGGGUUUAUGUAUAUGAAUCAUCUGUUGAUCACCAGCAAGGUGGAAGUCUUCCCAUUGUCUUGGAAUCGUUACCCGAAGGUCUACAAAGUAAAUCUAGUUCAUCGAGCGGGCGUGCUUACCGUAGAAUGGAGACUGAACCUGGGCUUGAUAAGCUAGUAUACAAUGCAUCGGGUUUGAAUGAAGCUAUAAGCCCACUUCUUCUGUGGGCAGAGAAGCAAAUACCGAAGCAUGCACAUAAGAGUACUUCUGUCUUCCUCUAUGCCACUGGUGGAGUUCGCAGGCUACCCAAAUCCGAUUCAGAAUGGCUUCUAGAUAAUGCAUGGUCCAUACUGAGGAAUUCAUCAUUCUUGUGUCAUAGAGACUGGGUUAAGAUAAUCACUGGAACAGAGGAAGCUUAUUAUGGAUGGAUAGCUCUUAAUUAUCAUAUGGGCAUGCUUGGGUCAAUACCUCCAAAAGAAACAUUUGGUGCACUUGAUAUGGGGGGUUCUUCUUUACAAGUUACUUUUGAGACGAAGGAACUUGUGCACGAGGAGACUAGUUUAAACUUAAGUAUUGGAGCUGUUAAUCAUCACCUUACUGCUUAUUCUCUUUCAAGCUAUGGUCUGAAUGAUGCUUUUGAUAAAUCGGUUGUUUAUCUGCUGAGGAAGCUCCCUGGAAUUAGUGGUAUGGAUCUCAACAAAGGAAAUAUUGAACUCAAGCACCCAUGUCUGCAGUCCGGUUACAGAGAGAAAUAUGUAUGUUCCCACUGUUCCUCAUUGAAUGGAGAAGGUGGGAGUCCUGUAAUUGGCGAAGGUAAUAUGGGUAAAGGUGGGAAACGUGGAAUAGAUAUCGAGCUGAUUGGUGGUCCAAAUUGGGAAGAAUGUAGUGCACUUGCAAAACGCACCGUGAAUUCGUCUGAAUGGUCGGGAGUGAAACCAGGAGUUGAUUGUGAGCUGCAACCCUGUGCUCUUAGAGAUGGUUUGCCUCAUCCACAUGGGCAAUUUUACGCCAUUUCUGGUUUCUUUGUGGUAUUCCGGUUUUUCAACUUGACCUCAAAACCGACACUGGAUAAUGUAUUAGAGAAGGGCAAGGAGUAUUGUGAAGAAGUAUGGGAAGUUGCAAAGAACAGUGUCCCUCCACAACCUUUCAUAGAACAGUAUUGCUUUAGAGCACCCUACAUCGUGUCAUUGUUGAGAGAGGGCCUGCAUAUACUGGAUGACCAAGUGAUUGUUGGUUCUGGUAGUAUUACAUGGACACUCGGGGUUGCUCUGUUGAAUGCAGGAGGAUCAUUAUCAGCUACAAUGGAGCAUCACAGUUACAUUAUAUUCCAGACGAAGAUAGAGCCAAUUGUUCUUUAUGGAGCAUUGUCCAUAUCACUGAUACUUAUAUUUUGCUUCUUGUCAUAUAUUUGGAAUUGGAUGCCGAGAUUUUUGCGUAGACCUUAUUUACCACUUUCUAGACAUAACAGCUCAACGGCUAUUCCAUCUCCUUUCCAUUUGAAGCACUGGAGUCCUAUCAAUUCGGGAUCAAAGACACCACUGAGCCCUACAGUUAUCGGUUCUAGACAGAGACCGUUCAGCACAGGGGGACUAGGUGAAAGUGAUAUCCUGCUCUCCAUGGGUUCUUUCUUACACCCAUCACGCGUACCACAUAGUUAUUCUUCUGGUAGCUUGAAACAGAUGCAAUUUGAAAAUAAUGGUGCAGGUUCCUUUUGGAGCCCUCAUAGAGGUCAGAUGCAGCUCCAGAGCAGGAGAUCACAAUCCAGAGAAGACCUUAUUUCUUCCUUGGGUGAAGCACAGAUGGGUAUUGACAGGAUGGUCUAAUAUGGUGCCAAUUUCUUCCCUCACAUUACAUGGAGUCACGGACACGGUUUCCCUUACCAAUUCAAAUGACAUCACCUGUCAAGUCCUACUCCAGUUCCAUGCUUAACAUUACAGUCCACAAGGCUAAGUACUACUAACCCUCAUUUAGUAUUAGAAUAUUAUAGGCGAAAACAGAGAGAAUAGAACAAUUCUUUUUCCAGUUAUCAGCAGUAGUGAAGCUCUAGAAUCUAGAUGCACCUUUCAAACAUAAGUUCGAUGGUGCUUCAUCCAUUCUUUGGUAAACCAAGAUCACAUUAUUGCUGCAGAUCAUGUAGCAUAACACCCAGUCAUACAGCACAGAAUUUUUUACAGGGGAUUAAUCUGAGGUUGCUGUAGCCUAGUCAUACACACAAUCAAUUGCAGUGGAGAAACCUCCCCACUGCAAAGUUGGCUAUCUUCAUGGGAUCAAAUUUAAGAGCAUCAACAGGCACUCCUUGAUUAUUAUUUUUCCUGUAAACAUUAUUCUAUUCCUUUGUUGUAAUACAUAUGAAAAGGUGAUUUAGAUUUUUUGAAUUUGGGAAGUUUUGUGAAAUUUUGAAUGUAUCUUCUCUGACAAGUAUUGAAGAAUGGAUUUAGCACUGAUUGUACAUUUGCUUUGUUAAUGUCUCCCUCUGACAUUGUUGUGUCUGCUUUGGGUGGUUCAAAUUUUCUCGAGACACCCACCAUAGGGACUGUAUCAGGCAGGGAGUUAAUAUUGUAUUUUCUAUAAAAAAAAAGA